This is a messenger RNA of Molossus molossus (Pallas's mastiff bat), 378 nucleotides long. Its product is annotated as CDGSH iron-sulfur domain-containing protein 1-like. Lineage: Eukaryota; Metazoa; Chordata; Mammalia; Chiroptera; Molossidae. The transcript has a single exon. The record is from RefSeq and is a predicted model, not a curated record. Gene Ontology annotation, cellular component: mitochondrial outer membrane; intracellular membrane-bounded organelle. Bases 1 to 378 code for a protein of 125 amino acids. Gene Ontology annotation, biological process: regulation of autophagy. Gene Ontology annotation, molecular function: 2 iron, 2 sulfur cluster binding.
AUGGGUCUCGCUUCCAGCGUGUGUGUGGAAUGGAUUGUGGCAGUUACCGCUGCUGCUGGGACAGCUGCAAUGUGUCACUAUCCAGUUUACCAAAGACUUUAUGUUAACGAUCAUCACAGCAAAUCUAUGGCUAACGUUCACAUUCAGAAAGACAACCCCAAGAUCAUACCUGCUUUUCACACGGAGGAUUUGGGAGAUAAAGCUGUGGACUGCCAUUGUUGGAGGUCCAAAGAGUCCCCGUUCUCUGAUGGAGUACACAUGAAACCCAACGAAGAGACUGGACACGGCGUGGGACCUCUGAUCACCAAGAGAGAAGAAACUGAAACGGACAGUUCUGAUGCUGCAAACCCCCUGGUCUGCACGGAUGAAGUAGCAUGA